ACUUAUUUGGGUCACAAUAAGUACACAAAAAGAUAGCAAUCCACCUACUAAUCUAGUUGUGAUAAGAUGGGUAAUAAUAAAAGUUAGGUAAUCGUUGAUGGGGUCGAUACACACCACACUCGUGUAUACUUCUGAGCCAGAAUUGUGAGGUCAACAUGUAAACUACAAUUCCAUAAAUAAGCUCAGAGUGGAGAAAAAGUUAAGAGCACAGGACAGAAUCGAUUCAUCUCAUCCAAAAAAAAAUGAAGUUGCGAAUCGCGAGAGGAGAAGUGUGUCUAAGGUUAUCAGCAAUACUGUUUUUGGUAUUAACUACAUGCUUGGUUGCUUUUGAUACUCAAACCAAGGUUGUAUUCUUGGGUAUUCAGAAAAAAGCUACCUACAAUGACUUGAAUGCUCUCAAGAUCUUGGUGUAUGCUACAUCUGCGGCUGCAGGUUAUAAUCUGCUUCAAUUAUGCAAACACUCAACUUGCUCCAGAGGAAACUUGAAAGGGUCGGAUAUGUACGUGGCUUGGAUUUCUUUAUUCUUGGAUCAGAUUGCUGCGUACAUUACAUUUGGAACAAACACUGCAUCAGUUGGAGCAUCGAUGAUAGCAGUGAAAGGGUCAGAAGCGUUUCAGUGGGUAAAGGUUUGUGACAGAUUCACGAGAUUCUGCAUCCAAAUAGGAGGAGCGUUCCUCUGUGGCUAUGUAGCGUCCAUCUUGAUGGCUCUGAUAUCCACCAUCUCAGCCUACAGAGUGUUCAGGAUGUAUUCCCCAAAGUGGUUCCUGCGUUUGAAGAGCACGUCAUGAUCAUCACUGUUAUUGUUAUUGUUAGUAUCUUCUUCUUCGUGUUCUGGAAACUUUUUUUUUUUUUAAUUCAAUGUAUUCUGGAAAGUUUUCAACAUGAAGCAAAAAUAUAUAUGACGAAACUUUGUGAAGAAAAUCUCGGAGAGUUUGUUGUUAGAUGCUUU
Molecule: messenger RNA, 949 nt
Organism: Vigna unguiculata (cowpea)
Lineage: Eukaryota; Viridiplantae; Streptophyta; Magnoliopsida; Fabales; Fabaceae
Product: CASP-like protein 2C1
Source: RefSeq, a predicted model, not a curated record